AUGCAGAAGGCCUGCUGGAGCCAGGGAGAGGCUGGCUUACCAAGCUGCAGUCCCCUGGAGGAGAAAACUUUGAUGUCCCAACUGGGGCCGCCUUUGGCGGUGAGUGGGGCGGACGGCUGCCGCACCACUAUCCUGCCUCACAGCGCCCAGCCUGGGGCUCGAACCUGGGCGGACCCGGCCCUGUCCCCCCCCCAUGGACCGGGGGGUGAUCCCGGUCCUCACCUGGAGGCAUGGCAGCCGGGGCGCCGCCAUCACACUCGAGGGCCCGACCGCAUCACAUAAGAUGGCGGCUUCCACGUGCGCCGAAGUCAGCAGAAGGGAACGCAUAACAGCGGAGCCCAGAACACCCAGUGAAACAAACAGGCAUGGGCCCAGGGGGCCAGAGGAGUUGGCAGCUCCACUUCAUCGCAGCUCACUAAGCGAUUUCCUACCUGUACAAGCAACUAGCCACGAGAAAGGCGAGCAGCAGCGGAGGCCUACGGACCUAAAGCGGCGGUUGCACCAGUAUGCCGGGACUCCGCUCCACACUCAUGACCCUGCCGCCGAGCGAAGAGGGCCACACAGUGACACGCCAGAAUAUGCAACACCCACUGUUCAUCUCGGAGAACACUCUCCUCCCGAUUCCCAACAGAGGCAAGCUCAAGUGAUGCACCUGGAGAGACAUAGCUAG
Molecule: messenger RNA, 670 nt
Organism: Pelobates cultripes (western spadefoot toad)
Lineage: Eukaryota; Metazoa; Chordata; Amphibia; Anura; Pelobatidae
Source: the annotation of a GenBank genome assembly